UAAUCACUCCUCAGAUCCCGCCGAUACACAUGGCAGACACCCGGAAUGCUCCGGCGAUUUAGAACACGUAGCUCUGGUAUAAAUUCCGCUCCCUCCUUCACCAAACGGCAACAAGGAACCCAAUCGAGCUCUACAACUCUCAUCGAAAGCCCUUCAUGGCCGAAUACGAAACGUAUGGAAAGAAGCUCAAGAGAGAAGUGGACACCGCAAACGUGCUUGAUUACGAGCGAAUCCGAAACCCCGUGCCGGAGAACAUCUGCUCGGACGUAGACGCGACGUCUCUGCAAAACGACUUGCUCUACUUCCUGCGCUCAGUCCUCACCGAGAAAUUCGAGCCGCUCGUGAAGAUCCGGCUCCAGCGCGGCGGGUGGGAGAAGUGGUUCCAGGUCGAGCUCUGCCUGCUCAUCAACCAUUUCCACGACCGGAACAACGUCCAUGCGCUGUACCACGCCACACGCGAGGAGCAGGUCUUCCAAGGGACCAGACAGUACGCGGACGUCAUCAUCUCCGAAGGUAACUCGCCCGAGACCAGGAAGCUCACGCAUCUGCUCGAGAUCAAGUGCGGGAGGAACAAUCAGUCCGCCAGUGACGUUGCCCAGGACAUUUGGAAGGACUGGGACAAAGUCGGCGGGAUCACUGGGAACGGGAACGGGCCGCUUCAGCCGAAGCUCGCGGCGGCCUCCCGUGUGGCCGUCUGUGUGACUGUGGACGAUCCGCCCCUCCUGACCACGAAUUGGAGCCCCUACACUGUGAAUGGAGUGGUUGAUGGCCAGCCCCACACAGUCUACUUUCAUUUCCGCUACCUGACCCGGUACUGAGAUCCCAAUGGUCGGACUUUUGUUUAGGACUUAUGUAGUCAACAAACUGAACAUGGUCCUAGAUUGCAUGAAUAAUUCAGCCACAAUCUCUCGCUCUCUCAUUUGGCGAUUAGUUACUUUCCUCUAGGCUUUAACGCUUUUAAG
Messenger RNA from Mycena citricolor, 962 nucleotides. NCBI's taxonomy places the organism in Eukaryota, Fungi, Basidiomycota, Agaricomycetes, Agaricales, Mycenaceae. The record is from the annotation of a GenBank genome assembly.